Molecule: messenger RNA, 466 nt
Organism: Otolemur garnettii (small-eared galago)
Lineage: Eukaryota; Metazoa; Chordata; Mammalia; Primates; Galagidae
Gene: S100A4
Product: S100 calcium binding protein A4
Exons: 3
Coding region: 60-365 (101 amino acids)
Biological process (GO): positive regulation of canonical NF-kappaB signal transduction
Cellular component (GO): nucleus; cytoplasm; perinuclear region of cytoplasm
Molecular function (GO): transition metal ion binding; calcium ion binding; RAGE receptor binding
Source: RefSeq, a predicted model, not a curated record
CUCCCCAAACCCUCUCCUCGGCAUUUCCUCUCUCUCUCAGCCUGAUCCUGACUGCUGCCAUGUCGUACCCCUUGGAGAAGGCCCUGGAUGCGAUGGUGUUCACCUUCCACAAGUACUCGGGCAAAGAGGGCGACAAGUACAAGCUCAACAAAUCGGAGCUAAAGGAGCUGCUAACUCGGGAGCUGCCCAGCUUCCUGGGGAAAAGGACAGAUGAAGCUGCGUUCCAGAAGCUGAUGAGCAACUUGGACAGCAAUAGGGACAACGAGGUGGACUUCCAGGAGUACUGCGUCUUUCUAUCCUGCAUUGCCAUGAUGUGUAAUGAGUUCUUCGAAGGUUUCCCAGAUAAGGAGCCCCGAAAGAAAUGAAGGCUCCUCCCAUGGCAGGGGGUGUCUGCCAGCUGGGGUCUGCUCCUGCAGACACAUGUGGCAUGUUGAGCAAGCACAAUAAAGAUUCUUAGAAGCUCCGA